Messenger RNA from Raphanus sativus (radish), 637 nucleotides. RefSeq names its product probable aspartic proteinase GIP2. Gene Ontology annotation, biological process: proteolysis. Gene Ontology annotation, molecular function: aspartic-type endopeptidase activity. The coding region runs from base 22 to 549 and encodes 175 amino acids. The record is from RefSeq and is a predicted model, not a curated record. Lineage: Eukaryota; Viridiplantae; Streptophyta; Magnoliopsida; Brassicales; Brassicaceae. The transcript is spliced from 2 exons.
AUUCAGAAGACUUCAACGCCGAUGGUAAUUGACUCAAGAGGUUACCAAAUCAGUAUCCAGUCCAUGUACGUUGACGGGACUCCUUUGACGAUUUUUGGCGAAGUCCCAACCAGACUAAGCACGGUGGUUCCAUACACCGUACUCAAGACCGAUAUCUACAAUGCUCUUGCUCAGUCAUUUACACUCAAGGCAGAGGCAAUGGGGAUAUCUAAGGUCACAUCUGUUGCGCCGUUUAAAGAUUGUUUCGAUGCACGAAACAUCGCCGUAAAGAAUACCGGACCGGACGUGCCGGAGAUAGAGUUUGGGCUGCCGUGGAAGACAGGGGAGGUGAAGUGGGGAUUUUAUGGUGCUAAUUCGGUGGUGGAAGUUAGUGAGAUGGUGACGUGUUUGGCAUUCUACGACGGCGGGCAGUAUCCGGAGGAUUCGAUUGUGAUUGGGACACAUCAACUUCAAGAUUAUUUGUUGGAGUUUGACUUUAGCACGUCUACUUUCUCUUUUAGUGACUCACUCUUGCUUCAUGAUACAAACUGCUCCACUCGGCCUUCCUAAAAUAGAAUCAAUCACAUGCAUAUGCAUGACAUUAUGAUAUCAUCCCGUUGCUCUUAAAUAAUACCUUCUUUAUGUGAUCACAUCUUUU